AUGGAUCAGGCGUUGCUGCUGUCUGUGCUGCUGAGUCAGUGGUGGUUCUCAGUGUCUCAGUACCAUCUCGUAGUUGAGCCCAUGUCGUGGUCUGAUGCUCAGACUCACUGCAGACAGCACUACUCUUACCUGGCCACAGUCACUGACAUGAAAGACGUGGAGGAGCUGAAGGAGGCCGCAAACGGACACACAGACGCCUGGAUCGGACUUCAUCGGACCAGCGAGAGCGACUUAGACAGGACAUGGCACUGGUCUCAGCCCACAGUCCAGUAUAAGGAAGAAGAGUCUCAGUGGGGACCCCUUUAUUCUCAAUCUGGGAGCUGUGCGACCAUCGACGAGAACAACCUGUGGCGAGUUGUUGAGUGUUAUCAGUCCAGUUGUUUUUUCUGCUACGACGUUAAAAAGCCCAAGAAGACUUUGGUGAAGAUGAAAAUGUCCUCCCCAGUGGAUCUCAACCCAUUCAGCCCCAUAAUACUGCAGCAGCUGCAGGAACAUUUGAAAGUGAACCACCUGGGGGACGUCAAACUGACCUGGACAGAAGACGACAACCACUGCGUUUUCAAAAAGGAAAAAUCAUCUUCACAGAACUAA
This is a messenger RNA of Knipowitschia caucasica, 591 nucleotides long. NCBI's taxonomy places the organism in Eukaryota, Metazoa, Chordata, Actinopteri, Gobiiformes, Gobiidae. The record is from the annotation of a GenBank genome assembly.